AAGGGGAUAGAUACAGACUUACAGUUUAUCUAGGGAACAAUGAUCUGGGUUCUUAGGCAGUUAGUCGAGAUAGAGACACUAGGAGGAUCAGAGAUGAGAGAGAGCGAGAGAGAGAGCGCAAUGACUUUCUAAGCAGGGAGAUCCUAUUCAGUCAGGAUAAGAAGUUCUCCUCUUCAGAGCUGCUUACGAGGCCAGACAGUCAGCCCUUGAUGGAGCCAAAGAAAGUCAAGCUUUAAUGCUUAAUGGAGAUAACCAUGUUCACUACCUCCUCUCCUCUCCUCCGCCAUGACCCGCCCCGCCACCAUCUCACUUGGACUUCUGCUCCUCCUCAUUGGACACACAGCAGCAGGACCUGAGUCUGAGCUCCAACCCAGAGCUGUGCGGUCGAGUGCCUGUCAGGACCACAGUACUCUUCAUGACAGACUGGAUGUAGUGGAGAAGCGUGUAGAGGACACAGUCCAGAAGCUGGAGGAUGAGCUGGCUGUGCUCCUGGACGCCAUAGAGGCCCCUGAGUGGAGCCCCCUGCUGGAAACUGCUGGAAAACCUGUGGUGGACAUCCUGGAUGGCCAGGGACUGGGAGAAGGUGGCGACUCCUGAGAGAGGAGAGCAGAGAUCUCUGUUGAGGGGCUAUGCUACUUCACUCUGCCCUGAUGAGAGUGCACCUGGCAAGGACAGACAAUGAAAGAUACUUGAAUGUACAAUCUUUGUCUUUCUGGACUUGAAAGUGUACACAAACUGUAUAAAACAAGCCCUUUGAUGAGUAAACAUAGGCUUAGUAUGUAUUCUGUGCAACAGUUGAUAGAUCACGACACUAAUGCUUACUUGACUGCAUAAUACACUCCUCUAAUCCUCAGACACUCUCAUCCUUUCUUCUUAGACUAAACCAGAAUCCCUACACACAAGGGUAACUGUCUCAGCCUCUCAGGAUGGCUACAGUUCUAAACAAUUGAUACGUUGGUUUUUUAUCUAGUAAUGUAUUCUGUUCUGUGUGGAAUUGUGUCCCUUUCUCGUCCCAUGCCUCUGUUCCACCCCCUGGUGCCAGUUGAGAGCUACACAUGCAGCACCGAACCACAAGGUAGGCCGUGCCCUUUACCACAGAUCAAGAAUCAGGUUACACAACCCCUAUCCUAAACCAUUAGGGAGGCUUGAAAUAACACCCAACCUUGUAUCAGUGGUUAAGGGCAACUAAUAAUCUCAAUGUGAAUGAAUGAUGAAAACCACUAGAGAAGGAAGGAUUUUAUUUAUCAAAGCAGCUAAAGCAACAUGUUUCAAUACACAGAGCAGUUUGAAUAGGUACAGUACAUGGCUUCCACUGAGACCCAGGCUAGUUGCAUUUUUAUUUAUUUUAGUCCCCAUAAAAAUCUUACAGAACAUGUUCAAAAUCAAAACACAAAGAGAAGAGUGGUCAUAGAUUUAGUUCUCAAAAAUGGACACCACAAUACUAAAAUGUUGCUACAAAGAUAAGACAGUAAUAUUAUCUGUGAGAGCUUUAAUCCUUAACCAGUUGAUGGGAAAAGUACUGUGGUAAUUGGUCACUCGUUCUAUCACAAUGCUGUUUGAAACACCCAGGUAAAUAUACUUACAAUUUUAUCCAAUAAACUAGCAUUGUAAACACAAUGUUACAAACAUA
Messenger RNA from Oncorhynchus kisutch (coho salmon), 1630 nucleotides. RefSeq names its product placenta associated 9. The record is from RefSeq and is a predicted model, not a curated record. The transcript is spliced from 5 exons. Bases 286 to 597 code for a protein of 103 amino acids. Lineage: Eukaryota; Metazoa; Chordata; Actinopteri; Salmoniformes; Salmonidae.